GGACAUCGCUAUAUUGCUCGGGUCGGGUGUUUCUCUCAUAUAUAUAUCCUAUAGGUCACUGCAUCCGUUAAACAUUCAUUAACGCGACGAGCAGCAGAUAUGGCACAAACUAAAAUUAACGCUAAAAUGAACGAUAAAGGCAAGUUCACCCGAACCAUGUCAAUGGCGGACCGGUCCGGACGCUUACUGGAAAAUCUGGAUCAAAUUGAAAUGAGGGUGGAGGCGUUUCGCGAGGAAGCCACUGCUAUGGAGCAGGAGAGAGAGAGCUUGAUCGAGAUGAUCCAGUCCAUACAGAACAGCCAGGAGAUGAGGAACAUCUGUGACGGGGAACGGGAAGAGCUCUCUCUGACCGCCAGCAGACUCAUGGGCAGGGCUUUGACAGUGCACGUGUCUGUGGACACCAUCAGGAGUGGCCAGCAGGAGGAGGCCCUGAAGAACGCCAUCGCCAUGAUUGAUGAGAUCGCUGGGAAGCUGCUGGAGGACAUGGAGGCGUCUAGGAGAAGACUUCAGGCUCUUCACGCCGCGUGUGUGACCGACGCUCCACCCGUGCCUGUGGACCAGAAGUUUCAGAGCGUCGUGAUCAGCUGCGCUCUGGAGGACCAGAAGAAGAUCAAGAGGCGUCUCGAGACCCUCAUCAGGAACGUGGACAAUGCCGAGAAAACCAUUAAAGUUAUGGAUAACCAGACAGUUGAUUAUUCUAGUCUUGCCAACGGCAAAUAAAGUGCAUUAGUGCCUGACCACUUUUUCUAUGGCCUUGUUCCGGAACUAUUUUUCCCAUUCAUUUUCCCCAUAUGUAAAAAAAAAAAAAAAAGUGUUCAGGUGUGUCCCAAUAAUGGAUGCGUUCCAACUAUUUUCCCCAUUCAUUUUUCCC
Molecule: messenger RNA, 871 nt
Organism: Rhinichthys klamathensis goyatoka
Lineage: Eukaryota; Metazoa; Chordata; Actinopteri; Cypriniformes; Leuciscidae
Gene: bag2
Product: BCL2 associated athanogene 2
Exons: 3
Coding region: 100-720 (206 amino acids)
Biological process (GO): protein stabilization
Molecular function (GO): adenyl-nucleotide exchange factor activity; protein-folding chaperone binding
Source: RefSeq, a predicted model, not a curated record